UCAGUUUCGAUGGUGCCUGUGGUGAAUGCCGGCGAGGAGGGGGAUGGGCGCUUCGGUGAGCGUAAGGACCCGACACAGAAUCGGAGCCCCGUAUCACAUACAGCAGUGUAUACCCCAUAAUAAACAGCAACUGUAAAUAUACAAGACACUAACAUUAUUGGAAUUGUUCACCGGGGAUUUAUAAAAGACACCAAUGGAUGUCGCGCACCCGAACAAGACAGGGGAUUUAACUUUCCGACAUUUUUUGGGAGACACUGAGAACUUUGUUUCUUACCCUUGAAGAGGGAGCUACUUGUAAGGGCAAAGGAUACAGGAGACUCCGAGGCGGAUAUCCAGGCCUACUGGUCUAAUUGGAAUUAAUGUUGGGAUACUCCAAGGACUUCCAUAGUACAUUAUCGUUGCCUUGUUUUUAACGAAUUUGGAAUGACUCUUUAGGUCCCCCAUGACCGUGAGCCGUGGGCUGCGGCUCGACGGCGCCCCCCUUCUGGAGUGGUCCGUUGCUAUAAGUUGGACCUUGUGAAUCCUCUUCUCAUCCUCCUUUCCCCCCAUCCCAUCCUGUCUCCCCUCUUCCCCUUCUCGCCCCCUCCUCCCCCCUCGUCCCCCCACUUCCUUGCGUCGCUGUGCUGGACGUCAUGAGCAUAGUAAUCACUCUGGGAGUCACCACACCUGAAACGUCUUACUCGGAUAUGGCUGCUGGAUCAGACCCUGAGUCAGUUGAAGCAAGCCCUGCAGUAAAUGAGAAGAACUACAACAACCACAGCUGUGGUAGUGCACAGAAUCAUGGGUAUCGGGGACUCCCAUAUGCUAUGCAACAGUCUUCCGUUGUAUGUUGUCAGGAUCACAACUAUGGCGCGCCCCCUCCCCCUACCCCACCCGCCUCUCCGCUUUCCCAAACCAUCAUUCCCCGCAUGGAACUCAACGGCAUGGUCCGCAGCUCCCAUUACCACGAACCCCGGGCCGAGCACUCCGCCGACAGCGACAGCUCCUCCGAGGAGGACGCGGCGGUGACCAGCUGGUGCCGCUGCAGCCCCACGCCAGACGGCGCGCACCUCAAAUGCACCUGCAGGGAGCUGGACAGGAGGAAAGGAGUAGAGGGCGCCCACAGAAAGCAAGAGAAUGUUUCAGCUGGGGAGAGCAGUGCGACAGAAAGUGGUGAUGAAGAGGUUUCUCCCUCCACCGUCUCCUACACGGCUACCCAGCACACCCCCACCAGCAUCAAACUGACCGUCAACCGGGUUAAGAGGAGCAAAUCCAAGAAAAGGAAGAAGAGCACGGAGCGAGGCCGCGGAACGCCCAAGCCAAAGAAAGUCAAGGCCUUCAGACAGGGAUCAAGGAAAUCCAUGAGGAUGAAGAACUCCACGUCUGAGGCCAGCGUGCUGGACGAGAACACAGCCGAGGGCUGGGAGAGCCGCAUCCGCCAGUGGACGGACCAGUACGAGGAGGCCCUCUCCAACCAGUACAGCGCCGACAUCCAGACGCUGCUGGAGCUGCACCGCUCCGCCUGCGCCUCCGUCUCCAAGGCCGAGAGCGGCGCCUCCACGCCGCCCUCCGACACGCAGACGCAGGCGUGCGUGAACGGCCUGGACACCAUCAACCGCACGGAGCUGGCCUGCAACAACACGGUGCUGGGCUCCCAGAUGCAGCUCCAGCUGGGGCGGGUCACCCGGGUCCAGAAGCACAGGAAGAUCCUGCGCGCGGCCAGGAACCUGGAGGCGGACACGCUCAUCAUCGAGUACCGGGGGAAGGUCAUGCUCCGACAGCAGUUUGAAGUCAACGGGCAUUUCUUUAAAAAGCCUUACCCCUUCGUCUUGUUUUACUCCAAAUUCAACGACGUGGAGAUGUGCGUUGACGCGAGGACGUUCGGAAACGAUGCGCGCUUCAUCAGGAGGUCCUGCACCCCGAACGCUGAGGUCCGACACAUGAUCGCCGAGGGGAUGAUCCACCUGUGCAUCUACGCCGUCUGCCAGAUCGCUAAGGACGCCGAGGUCACCAUUGGCUUUGACUACGAGUUCAGCAGCUGUAACUAUAAGGUGGACUGCGCCUGCCAUAAAGGCAACCAGAACUGCCCGGUGCAGAAGCACAACCUGAGCCCCAUGGAGAGCUUCCUGAACCCGACUGCUCUCGCUCUUCCCUCUCCUGCUGUUGGCACGGAGACGCGGCGCAGGAAAGCCCAAAGGAAGGAGCUGGAGAGCUGCCUGGCUAGCAACGGCACUCUGACCCCAGACCAGCAGCCUGAGGGCAAGGACCUGCAGGGAGUCAGCGACACCGAGGAGAGAACGCUGACUGAGGUCAAAGCAGAAGACGGAGAAGUGGAUGAAAAUGGGAUCGGCUGUAGUAAAAGAGCUCCAACCAGGCGAAGAGCGACGGGAGCUGAAGUUAAGGACGAGGCGGUGGACACUGAGGACAGGACGGGAAACGCUCCAGAGACGCCUUCUGUCCCACACGGCUCUGGAGUCGGAGUCAGCACACGCCGGACCACCUACUUCACGGACAACCCUCCUGGUGAGGACAAGCCACCAGCAGCCACCCUCCCUGCCCCGCCCGCUCCCCCUAAACCCACCAGGCCCACCAAGCCCCGACCCAAGAGCCGGAUUUCUCGCUAUCGUUCGAGCUCGUCGCAGCGCGCUCGGCGCCAGCGCCAGGCCCUGGCCCACCAGGCGGCAGCGGCGGCAGCCGCUGCAGCAGCAGCGAUGUCCUCGGCGCAGGCGAUGACUGACCAGGGGGCCGCUCUGCACGAUGAAGGGUCUCAGUGCCAACAUGGGGCCGAACACGGCCAUGGAGACGGCGGUCAGGGAGCUCACCUCCUGGAUGGAGAUGCCCAGGGUCCCAACAGCAUACAAAAAGGCAGUGUGCGCUACCCCAAGACAAAGAAGUACCUCGUCACAGAGUGGUUGAACGACAAAGUCCCUGGAGGGGAAAAGCUCCAGCAGGAGGUGCCUGUUGAGCGGCCCCUGCGGAUAACCACAGACCCCACAGUGUUGGCCACCACCCUCAACAUGCUGCCGGGCCUGUCCCACUCAUCACUCAUCUGCACAGCCCCCAGACACUACGUCCGAUUCGGCUCUCCAUUCACCCCCGAGAGGCGCCGACCCCGCCCGCUGCAGAUGGAUGGCACCUAUGGCUGCUACAAAAAGAGAUGGAUCAAACAGGUGGAGGAUGAAAGCUGUUCUAACAGUGUGGAAGACGGAACGGAGUCCACCUCCUCCCAGCAGAGCACCAGCAGCCGCUCCACCCCCAACCCGCUCUGCAGCGAUGCCGCUGCACCGUUUAAAAAGCGGCAUCACAAGUACGCAGCUGACACCACGCCAGCGUCCUCGGACCACCUGCUUCGCCCGCUCUCACCGAUCACGCCGCCUCUUCCCGAAGACUCUCUCCACCUGCUGCUUCACCCGCCGUGUGGCUCUGUGAUGCCCAACGGCCUGGUGUACUCCCCGAUGCCCUCACAACCCACAAGCCGCUGCAACACACCGCUCCAGUUUGAAGACAUAUCGUCCUCUGAGGCAUCGCCUGUACACCGGCCUGAGUCCAUCUCUCCAGAACCGUCUCUUCAGGCCGACUUUGACGCUUCUCGACCUCCCUUUCUGGACCUGUCCCUCCCGUCCAGCCUGGAGAGCCCCAGGGCCGUGACCUCUGACGACUUUCCCGGGGCCACUUCAGGCCAAGAUUCCCAAGGCCAGUCGUCCGUGGGCGGCAUCUCCCUGAACCUGCCGUUAUACUCUUCCUCGGACUCCAAAAGCAGGGAGAAGGCCUUCAGGACAGAGUUCAACCUCAUUUACACCUGCUCCCCCCUCAACGCAAACCUGGGGAAUCCCCUGAGCUCGGAGCGCCACCAUUCCCAGGUGGACGGAGCUUUCUCUCCCGCAGAUUCCUUCCACAGUUCGCUCAGUGGACAGGGCCUGGUCGGAGACGUGGGCUCCGGCUCGCUGUCUCCUUUUGGGGAGAGCCAUUACGGAGCGGCCUACCCAGACAGGAGCACUUCGCCUCAUACCAGCAAUCCCCCGCAGAAAAAGAAGAGGGCCAACCAGCAUACCAUUAGUCUGCUGACAGGAAAGGCAGAAUACCAGCCUAUAGCUGUAAGAAGUGAAAACAAGCCAGUACAUAAUAUGGUGUCUCUGCUGGAGUACCGGAAGAGAAAGCAAGGAAGCAGCAGCAGAGCAUGUGAACCAGCAGCCAGGAAUGCCGCCCCUACUCAGCCAGACCCUUACUGCAGCAAGGAAACCCACCCGGCCCGCUCCUACCAGCAAAUGCAGCCCCCUUCAUCCCCACACUCCACAGCUCCGGUCCCUCACCUUGAGGAGGUCAGCCCGCCGGACCACCACAGGGCACCUGUCAAGCCCAGGCGGCAGGAGUGCAGCAACCAGUGGAUGGUCCCCACCACAGUGGAGCGCCUGAGGGAGGGCCAGCGCGUGCUGAGAAGCAUCAAGAUGGAUCGGGUCUACAGACGGAGUGACGGAUCAGCAGACGCAGAGCCAGAUGUGGAGCGAUACGAGCGGAGAGGAGGAGCCCUGGUUGCUUCCACCAAGAGCCCCCACAGAUACAGCCCCCCCCUCUACGCACAGCAGUCAGCAGAAGUCCUCCCAGAGACAGACGGCCCAUCCUUCACCCAUCCCACAGCCAGCUCUCCGUUCCAGAGCUCCUCCACCCAGAGCUUCUACCCUCGCAUCUCCUCCUCUCACCCGGGGCCGUCCCAGGAUCCCCAAAGCUCCUACUGCAGUCCCCCCCCCACACAGCCCGGCAGCGACGGACCCCCCAGCUACAGCAGCAGCCGCCUAAAGACAGGCUUCCUCAGCAGCAGCAGCCUGUUGGAGGGGGCUGCGCCAGGCCCACGGACCCAGGGACAGACUAAGGUAGACGUGGGCCCUCAGGCCUCCAGAGGGAGUCAACAACAGGUGGCUGUCAGCCUGAAGGUGAACAGUCCGGGGCAGGCGGGGCAGCCGGCCGGCUCCAGGCUAACAGGACCCUCCCCACACUACCCCCAGCAGUUCCAGCACCCCCCCCACCAGGGGCCUGGAGUAAGGACACAGUCAGGAAGCUUUUAGGACCUUCUUCAGCUGUGUGUGCAUGUGUGUAGGCGUGUGUGUGUGUGUGUGGGGUGGGGGGGGGUGCGUGAGUGUGUGUGUGUGUGUGUGAAGCUAAAGGCCCCCUAGGGGUUCAGGGAGCUGGAGGGGUCACAUGUACAGACCUGAGAGGAGCCAGCCUGGACUCUGGACAGAUUCCUCCUUUCCCUGAGUUCUAUUUUUUUUUCUUCUUCUUUUCUAUAUUUUCAGGAAAAGAACUUGACAGCAGUGUGCUCAUAGAUAAACCUCUGACUCCUGGAUGUCAGGACAGAGGGAGACGGGAAGCAAGCAGCCUGGAAAACACGGGAAACCCGGAUUGAAAACUCCUGAUUAUCCCAGAACUUUCCUAUUGUUCUUCUUCUUCUUUUUCAUAAAAGGAAAAAUAUUCCACGUCGAUGUCUGCACAGAAUGCUAAGUUAACCUUCCCGUUGUCAUGGUUACCAGGUUGCUCAGAUGCUGACAAGCGUAUUUAGUAAAAUCCGACAGAUGUUCCGUUUUCUUUUCGGUUUACUCUGAGGACGGGGGACUGAUGACAGGCAGAUGGGGGCGGGGCGUUCUCCAGGAUCAUUCCAGAAGCGUUCUUCACCAUGUGAGCGGCGUUGUGCUGCUCCUCCAUCCAGCUGCAGGCCUCCAUCUCCAUUUCCUCCCACCAACGUCUGAUCCAGUUGGGCCCACCACCACCGGAUCAGCUCUCCAUCCGUCUGGAGUCAUCCCGUUCAGGAGCAAAGGGAUCAGGGUUGCAGACGCGUCUGGAUUUGUCCGACCAAUCUUUGCAUUCCAUGUGACAGAGAGCAGAGCAAGUUCACUGCCAGAGGAGAUGGAGCUGCUGCUGACGGUGGCAGCUGCUGCGGCGGCGGCAGCUGCACUUCCUGUGGGGCGCUCUCUCUCGCUCUCUCUCUCUGUCUGCUGCUUUAUUUGUUCCAUUUUUUUCUCUAUUCUUAAACAACUGACGUGUAAAAAGAGACGGUUUUCUGCAGCACUCAGACUGAGGUGGAGGAGACCUGCGAAUGCCCCCCCCCCUCUCUUUAUGUGACUGGAGUUCAGGGCCUGAAGUGGUUGUGGGUUGUGGGGGAACUGUAUUUGUAGGAAAGACUUGAAUGACGGAGGAAAGGAGGAACCCCCCCACCCCCCACUCCCCUCACCACCCACCGGCCACUACACCCCCUCCUCAGCCCCACCAGAUUCCAUGAAUGUGUGACAGAACAGCAACAUGAACGUUGCUAGCUAACACGAAGCAGCACCUUAAAAACACAUCCACCCUGAAAGCACCCAGCAGCAGGACUCUGUGUGUGAUUCUGUGUACCUGUAUAGAGAGAAUGUGAUAGAGCUGUAUGGAGAGAGGAUCUAGUACACUGUAUUCCCGGCGUGGUGUCAGUACAGUCUGACUGAGCAGCUUGGGUCAGACGCUUUGGAGAUCUGACUUCCUGGGUCCCUUCAGACGCCACUUUCUUUCUCCUGUUGUUUUUCUAAGAAGUUUUCUGUUGUUUUUCUUCUUCUUUUUUUUUUUUCUCCACAGAUCAUAGUAGAAACUAUUUCAAUUGUUCUCUAAGAGAUUUAAGAAGCAACAGAUGUAAUGCAUUUUGAUAAUAAAAUAAUCAUAACAGCAAAGUA
This is a messenger RNA of Gambusia affinis (western mosquitofish), 6668 nucleotides long. It is a transcript of the gene setd5, whose product is annotated as SET domain containing 5. Lineage: Eukaryota; Metazoa; Chordata; Actinopteri; Cyprinodontiformes; Poeciliidae. Bases 633 to 5039 code for a protein of 1468 amino acids. The record is from RefSeq and is a predicted model, not a curated record. The transcript has 25 exons. Gene Ontology annotation, molecular function: protein binding.